This is a messenger RNA of Tetrapisispora phaffii CBS 4417, 2058 nucleotides long. RefSeq names its product transmembrane 9 family protein. The record is from RefSeq and is a predicted model, not a curated record. Gene Ontology annotation, biological process: vacuolar transport; protein localization to membrane. Lineage: Eukaryota; Fungi; Ascomycota; Saccharomycetes; Saccharomycetales; Saccharomycetaceae. Gene Ontology annotation, cellular component: fungal-type vacuole membrane; endosome. The coding region runs from base 1 to 2058 and encodes 685 amino acids. The transcript has a single exon.
AUGAGAUGUUCAUACCUGUUGAUAGCUGCUUUAGUUUCCUUCUGUAAUGCUUUUUAUUUACCUGGUGUAGCUCCUAGUACUUACAAUGAGGGGGACGAGCUUCCUUUAUUGGUCAACCAUUUAACACCUUCUUUAAAUUAUCAGAAGAAAGAUGACUUGGGUAAGAAAGUUGAGAGUAGAGAGAAAAUGUUAUACUCCUUUGACUAUUAUUUCCCAAAGUUACACUUCUGUAAACCUGAAAAGAUUGUUAAACAGCCAGAUUCCUUAGGUUCAAUUUUAUUUGGAGAUAGAAUUUAUAAUUCUCCAUUCAGUAUCAAAAUGUUAAAACCAGAAAAUAAUGUUAAAUUAUGUUCUAUUACUAUCCCAGGCUCAGAUGCUAAAUUCAUAAAUAAAUUAAUUAAAAAUGGAUUUUUCCAAAAUUGGUUGAUUGAUGGUUUACCAGCUGCAAGAAAAAUUUAUGAUUCUAACACUCACACUGAGUUUUAUGAUGUAGGAUUUCCUUUAGGUUUUGUUGAGAUUAAGAAAAAUGUUGGUGGUUUAGGUAUUCCAAUGGAUGCUAAGACAAAAGACUCAGGUAAAAAGAACAGUAACUCUGAUAAGAAAAAGGAUUCUAAGAAAAAAGAUGAUUCCCAGAAGAAAGAAGAUUCUAAUAAGAAAGAAAAAAGAGAACCAAAAAGAAUAAGCAAAUUAGUCCACAAUGUGGAGUUUCCAUACUUAGCCAAUCAUUAUGUUAUUAACGUUGAAGUUCACGACCGUGGUGAAGGUAAUUACCGUGUUGUCGGUGUAACAGUUGAUCCAUAUUCCACAACUGAUUCUGCCAACCCAGAAAAGGGAAAUAAGUUAUUCUUAGAUGAGAAGAAAGAUAACGAAGUCACAUUCUCUUAUUCCGUUAAUUUCAUCGAAUCGGAAACAGUUUGGGCUACUAGAUGGGAUAAAUAUUUACACACUUACAAUCCAACUAUUCAAUGGUUUUCUCUAGUCAAUUUUUCGAUUAUUGUCUUAUUAUUGUCUGCAUUGGUUACCUAUUCCUUAUUGAAAGCGUUGAAAAGCGACUUUGCUCGUUACGAGGAAUUUAAUUUAGAUAAUAGUUUCAAUGAAGACUCUGGCUGGAAACUAGGUCACGGUGAUGUUUUCCGUAUUCCAAGUCAAUCUAUGCUAUUAUCUAUUUUAGUUGGUUCUGGCGCUCAACUAUUCUUGAUGAUAAUUAGUAGUAUCUUUUUGGCUGCUAUCGGUAUCAUUUCACCAAGCUCAAGAGGUUCGUUACCUUCUGCCAUGUUUACAUUCUAUGCAUUGUUCGGGUUCUGGGGUUCUUAUAUUUCUAUGAGUGUUUACAAAUUUUUCAAAGGUCCAUAUUGGAAGGCUAAUAUGAUUUUAACACCACUUUUAGUUCCAGGUUUCAUUUUGGUGAGUAUACUUGGUUUGAAUUUUUUCUUACUAUUUGUCCACUCUUCAGGUACGAUCCCAAUGACAGCUUUACUUUUAAUUGUGGUGAUCUGGUUCGUCAUUUCACUACCAUUAUCUUUCCUCGGUUCAUUACUUGCUAACAAAAGAUCUAACUGGGGCGAACAUCCAACGAAGACUAACCAGAUUGCGAGACAAAUCCCAUUUCAAUCAUGGUACUUAAAGACCAUCCCGGCAAUUUUAAUUGCAGGUAUAUUUCCAUUCGGUGCUAUUGCAGUUGAAUUAUACUUCAUUUAUACCAGUUUAUGGUUUAACAAGAUCUUCUAUAUGUUUGGUUUCUUAUUUGUUUCCUUCUUACUGUUGACCUUGACCACAUCAUUAGUUACUGUGUUAAUAACUUAUCAAUCAUUAUGCAUGGAAAACUGGAACUGGCAAUGGAGAAGUUUCACAAUUGGUGGGGUUGGUUGCUCAUUAUACAUUUUCAUUCACUCAAUUUUGUUCACCAAAUUUAAAUUAGGUGGAUUCACUACCAUGAUAUUAUAUAUUGGUUACACUUUACUACUUUCAAUUUUGUCAUGUAUUGUCACUGGUGCUGUUGGAUUUAUCAGCAGUAUGAUCUUUGUAAGAAAGAUUUACUCAAAUGUUAGAGUUGACUAG